This is a messenger RNA of Pseudoliparis swirei, 2349 nucleotides long. RefSeq lists its product as uncharacterized. The record is from RefSeq and is a predicted model, not a curated record. Lineage: Eukaryota; Metazoa; Chordata; Actinopteri; Perciformes; Liparidae. The transcript is spliced from 5 exons. The coding region runs from base 1 to 630 and encodes 209 amino acids.
AUGAAUGGCUCCAGAGACAUCAAAGAGCCGCAGCCUACUCGGAGAGCCGGCUGUCAGUUGCAGUUCACGGAGAGCGGGUCAUAUCCACGUCCCUCCAUCGGAGCUCGGCAUGAUGGUGAUUUCUACCCACAGAAGGUGGCGGUGCCGCGGGGGUUGACGGACAAGACGACCCUCUCGAGCCUCACGCUAAAAACAUACGUGCGAGUCGGCUCUUGUAGCUUCCGCGUCUGCCUGCGCAAAUCCCGCAACGAGUUCGGACAUUCUCACUUCCACAGACUGUUGCAGUUCCUUCUCCAUCUGUUAUUCUUGUCAUCUUUACAGAGCUGCUGGAGAGUGAAGCAGCACACAGCUGACCUGAUAAAGACUCCUCCUGACCAGACCACACCUCUGUCCCUGAGUCGAUGGAAGCCAAAGCCAAGUCCGGGGCUCCGGUACCCAAGGCAGCAACCAAAGCAGAAAAGAAGGAGCCGGCAGUCCCACGCAAGGCUGAACCAGCCCCUGCAGCUCCUGCAGCCCCUGCAGCCCCAGAGCCGGAGCAUCCUCCUAUCCAAGAUGGGGCAGCAGAAGCUGAGGCAGCAGUGGCAAGUGAUGAGGCUGCAGCCUCCGGCACGGACUCUUUGGAACACCUGAAACCCUUUCUCAUUGGUGGUGCCAUUAUUGCUGCAGGAGCCAUCUUGCUUGGAGUCGUGCUACUGGCUCGGAGAAAUUAAGACAAAAUCGUUCUCUCAAAAUAAAGUAUUUAUUGGGGUAUGAGUUAGAGUUGUGUUGCUGGGUGGUUUAAAGACAAUUAUGGGACAGAUGGGGGCUGGGGAGCCUGCUUUCACUUAGUAAAUCCAACCAUUUAAGUUUCAAUAAAGGCUGUAUAUGGAGCAUAGUUACAUAUAAUAUAUGCAUGAAGUAGCUUCAAUACUGCAUCUGAACUGUAUAAUAAACAUUUAUUUAAAAAAAAAGUCACAUUCGUACUUAGCUAAAAGCAUAAACUCUCUAAAGGUAGCUACUUCAACUGCUUUAUCUUGUUUAAUCUAAUUUGCACAAUUAUUAAUCAAAGUUUGCAAUAUAUGUACAUUGUUGCAUUGGAAAUCAGCCUGGUUCACUUUGCUAAAAGAUAGAGAUUCAUAAAGUUGAAACUUGACUUAGCCAUCAGAGUGGUUCUAAGGUUUGUUUUCCCUUUUAAAUGAGAGAUAUGAAAGAGUAGGUCUGAAAACAGAUGGUAAUAUGCUUUGUGACACAUUGCAUAUAUAUAUAGAGUAAAAUAGAGAACAGCAAAGUGAAAUUUACAUUUUUUUUUGUGUUGAAAAGAUGUAGUCAUUUACGAAUGGGAUGUAGCCGAUUGUAAGAGAUAACAUGUACAGUAUUUGUCAGAUAAUUACAAAGUGAAGUUACCUAUUGCUCUAGAAUAAGAACGUUUUAUUUUCCUUUCAAAUGAUGUUACAAAUCAAUAACCUUUCACGUCUGACACACAAUCCACAGUGGUGCUCUUUCAAUCGUACAGUAGAUAGCUGUAGCAGGCUGAACAGCCAUUAGUAUUGCAUUACUAGGUUUAAAGCCUGCUAUCAAAAAUUGGAGUUAUUUGUGUCCAACCCUUAUUCAUAACCAUGUUCAACUUUAUUGUUAAGAGAGUGCUCUAGAUUGUUAAUAAAAUGGAGGGGGGGGGGGGGGGACUAGAUGAACUAAUGUUGUAGAGUAUACCUUAAAGAAGUCACACUGUUGCAGGAAGCUCUCAUCUGUACAGCUGUCACAAUAUAGUGUCCACUCAGAUGUAAAGCUCUUGAGUCUGUCCCUGUUCCAUACGUAGAUGGCAGAAAAGAAAAACACUACUUACCAUUAUUUGAUUUUAAUUGUGGGCACUUUUACAACACUGGCUCGCCAAAAACUCUUGUUAGAAUAUAUCUCAUUCACCACAGUCAACACCACAGUCAACACCCCAAACACAUCAAAAAGAUGGUAUGCCAACACCAAAACAAACUUCACAUUACAUUGAACAAGGCAGUGUACCAAAAAAAGAGAAAUCCUAUUUUCAUAAUUUCAACAGCGUAUAAAUGCAAUAAUUCAGAUAGGACUCCUCAUUUAGCACAUGGGCUGUAGAAAGUUAAAUUACAUAAAUGAUAAUGUGAUAAUAUUGUUGGUGAUGAUUAUGUACGAAGUUAGUGAUGGCAAUGAUGGUGAUGUUACACAUAAAGAUGAUGGCAAUGAUUAUGUUUUUCAUGGUGACUGUGAUAACAAUGCUUAUGAUAUAUUUUUUAUAUAUUUCUAACAUAUUUUCUUUUUGCACACUCCCCUCUGCCCCCAAUCUCCUAAAUGUAAAAGGGGUCUUAAUCCAAUCUUUAUUAAAGACAGUGAACCAGCCAA